Gymnodraco acuticeps is the source of this 3067-nucleotide messenger RNA. RefSeq names its product MYCN proto-oncogene, bHLH transcription factor (gene mycn). Gene Ontology annotation, molecular function: RNA polymerase II cis-regulatory region sequence-specific DNA binding; protein dimerization activity; DNA-binding transcription factor activity, RNA polymerase II-specific. Bases 396 to 1805 code for a protein of 469 amino acids. The transcript has 3 exons. Gene Ontology annotation, biological process: regulation of transcription by RNA polymerase II. Lineage: Eukaryota; Metazoa; Chordata; Actinopteri; Perciformes; Bathydraconidae. The record is from RefSeq and is a predicted model, not a curated record.
CUGAGGCUGUCAAUAUUAUACAUUGUCUUUCUUUAUUCCUUUCCUUCACACUAUGUCUUUCUUGCUUUCAUUCUUGCUCGCAAUGUUUAGGCUGUUUUUCUCGAUUCACCUUGAAAGAAAGCUCCCAGCCAGCCUGUCUCCCGCGCCGCAUCAAACCCAGAGCCCGACUGUACCACCCCCCAGCCUGGGGAGGGAGGAGUCAACUCAGCUCCCGCAGAACUGAGUGUAUAACACUCUUCAGCCAGCCACAAUGUGUGUCAGAGGACUGUCUGUGCUCCCUAAGUAGAUGACUGCUUUAAAUCUGGUGUCUGUAUUACUGACUGCGAGAUACGAGAAAAAUUGGAUCGCACAUUAUCAUCCCAAAUCAGGACAAGGUUUUUCGACUGUGGGAUAGAAUGCCAGCAAUCGCAAGUAAAAACUCAGAUAUGGAGUUUGACUCGUUACAACCGUGUUUCUACCCGGAUGAGGACGACUUCUACUUCUGUGGUCCUGACUCUGCGCCACCGGGGGAGGACAUCUGGAAGAAAUUCGAGUUGUUGCCCACUCCGCCCCUCUCCCCGAGCCGAGCCGCGCUACCGGGGGAGCCGGCGGCUGCCUCCCCGGAAGCAGACCCCCUGGGCUUCGGCUUGGGGGACCCACUGGACUGGGCUUCUGAGCUGCUGCUCCUGCCCGAGGACGAUAUCUGGGGGGCGUCCGACGAUGGGGACCUGUUCGGCUCCGCUUUGGAUACUAACCCCAACAACAUCAUUAUCCAGGACUGUAUGUGGAGUGGUUUCUCCGCCAGGGAAAAGCUGCAGCGUGUGGUCACUGAGAAACUCGGCAAGGCUAUUUCUACUGCCACGGGAGGUGCCAGGAACGUGUGCGUCAAGGCACCGGAGGUUGUGAGCCGCAGCUCGGUGUCAGAGUGUGUGGAUCCGGCGAUAGUGUUCCCCUUCCCGGUCAACAAGAAGAACAGCAGCAGCAGGGACUCAACCGGGAGCGUAAACACACCCACAGCCCACGAAAACGCUCAAAGUGACUCCGACGAAGAUGACGAAGAUGACGAUGAUGAUGAUGAUGAUGAAGACGACGACGACGACGAAGAAGAGGAGGAGGAGGAAGAUGAGGACGAAGACGAGGAAGAGGAGGAGAUUGAUGUGGUCACAGUAGAGAAGAGGCGCUCCUCAAUCAACAAGGCGUCUCCAUUGACGACGGGUACGGUCACCAUCUCUGUGCAUCCCAAGAGCCAAGACGGGCGAGGGUCCGGCGCCUCGAGUCGGUUCGUCAGCCGGGCCCCUCAGGAGCUGAUCCUGAAGAGGAGCUCGGUCCACCAGCAGCAACACAACUACGCGGCCCCCUCCCCUUACGCGUCAGAUGACGACCCCAGCCCACCCCCAAAGAAGCAAAGGACAACAGACUCACCUCGACCCCCCACCAGAACCAUCUCCUCCUCCUCCUCCACGUCCUCCUCCAUGUCCUGCAGCUCGUUCUCCGGCACAUCGGGGGUCCGCAGCAAGCGCAGCCACAGCGGAGACAGCAGCCCGCGCGGCAGCUCCGACUCAGAGGACAGCGAGCGUCGGCGCAACCACAACAUCCUGGAGCGCCAGCGUCGCAACGACCUGCGCUCCAGCUUCCUCACGCUACGCGACCACGUGCCGGAGCUGGCGCACAACGAGAAGGCGGCCAAGGUGCUGAUCCUGAAGAAGGCCACCGAGUAUGUGAGCUCACUGGAGACGGAGGAGAUGAGGCUCCAGCAGGAGAAGGACAGGCUCCAGGCCCGCUGGCAGCAGCUGAUGCGCAGGCUAGAUCAGGGGAGGACUCGCUAACAGACAAACCACUACAACACAGAAACACUCACAUAUACCCUGGAAGACCCCUCUGCCUCCAAUCAGUCUGAAUCACAGUUAGGCGCACACACAUAGGCCUAUACACUAAGGCACACACACAUAGGCCUGCAUAUCUGUCGUACACACACAAUCAUCUCAGAGGACGUUUAUCUACAGAUGCCCACACACUCACACACAGGGAGGAGAGGAGGGGGGUCUCCGGGGGGAUGCUCGGACUUUCACUGCCGCCACUUUUUUUGCACAUUUGUUGACGUUAAGAAUGUUAAGGGUUUACUUUUUCAAUCCAGUCACAUUGAGGAAAGAUUUUAAAAAAGAGAAAAUAAUGAGAAGGGGAGAGGACACACUUUGUUCUGGUCUUCCCCCUCCUCUGGUUUUUUUUAUAUCAUUUGUAUCUUGUUUUUUGUACUCACUGUGACACCAGCCUGGAAUCAGGUGAUUCCCACAGGGAUGGGUGUAAGAGGGCACUUUGCUUGGAGAGUUUCACUACAAGACGCAGCAGUGCACACUUACUUUGCCUUCACCACUGCAAAACUGAACGAGACUUUGACGACUGAGGCGUUAUGGGUCACAUAAACAAUGCCACUACAGGUUCUCUUUCACUCACUCCUCCCUCACACUGGUGCUCAAACCAAGUCAGUGGAUGUAUAACUGCGCACCUUGCUAGCCGACACUUUUGUAUAUAACAAUAGUGAACAGACAAAAUAAACUCAGAUCUGCCUUGUUUUGUAAUACAUUUUGUCCUUGUUUUUUUAUACAUGUCAGGAAGCUGCCAAUAACUAGACUGGAAGUUUAUAUACCUUUAAAAGUACUGUAAGGCCUCGAUUUUUGAGAGUCAUGACCUUUGUAAUAUAACAAUAUAUUGUUUUUUUUUCUUCUCUCUUACUUUGUAUUGUAUCAUAUUACUAAUUCUACACACCUUUAUGCUUUUAGUGUGAACAUACUAAAUUUGAUACUUAUAUUUUCGUAUGAAAAUGAGUUCCGGUAGAUAUCACUUUAUCUCGUCUUUUUUUUCUCUUUUAUCUCAAAUUAUUUUGUACAGCAAAUGUGUUUUAUCCUGAUGUACCUGGCCUUCUUCUUUAUUCCUCUUUUGUUUAUAUUUGUAACUAUCGGGUGCAUAGAACUGGGUAAACGGAUAUAAGAUGUUUGUUUUUUUCACUUUUAAAAUGUACAUUUAGUGCUGCAACUCAUAGCACUUUGAAAUACCUCAUUUUGAAAAAUAAAUAGACAUCAUAAAACACUCA